Papaver somniferum (opium poppy) is the source of this 741-nucleotide messenger RNA. RefSeq lists its product as uncharacterized. Bases 1 to 741 code for a protein of 246 amino acids. NCBI's taxonomy places the organism in Eukaryota, Viridiplantae, Streptophyta, Magnoliopsida, Ranunculales, Papaveraceae. The record is from RefSeq and is a predicted model, not a curated record. The transcript is spliced from 2 exons.
AUGGCAAGUCAAGCAAAUACACAGAAUAUUGCAUCACAAAUAGUUCGCGGUCCGAAGUUCAGUUUGGAGGAAGAUAAAGCUAUCUGCGAAGCUUAUGUAGUACUUACGCUUGAUCCAAUCAAUGGUAUUCAACAGCCACAUCAUACGCUUUGGGGAAAUAUUUUUACAAACUUUUGUCAGGAAACCGGGAAUCCAAAAGACCGUGAUGCUUCCGGGUUGUCACAUCGUUUUGGUGCAAUCAGCAAAGACAUGAACAGUUGGGUUGCUUUGAUGAUGCAGAUGAAACAAAAAAGAGGAAGUGGUGAUACCGUUGUUGAUGUGGGAAGUUGCACUUACAUAUUGAUGGAAUGGAAUGGGUGUGAUAAAAGCAAAAAAAAACUCAGAAAGGCAGCGCAAGAUGCUGCUCAAUCAUCAAUUUCAGUUGAUUUUAAGCUUCAAGAUUAUUUUGAAAAACAAGAAAAAAAUGAUGUGGAUAAAUUAGUUGAACGUAAGAAAAUGGCUACAGAAAUGAAGAAAGGUUGUAAGGAAGUUGAAAAAAAUAUUUUUAAUGCGCACAUGCGAGGAAUUGUGGAAAUGGACACUUCCAAGAUGAAUCGGGCACAACUGAAAUUCUGGCAGGAUAAAUUUAAUACAAUUCAAGUACAUAAGGCCCAGGAGCGGCCACCACCAACUAAAGGAUAUUCUUCUGAGGAAGAAGAGGUCCAUGAGGAGGAUAUCGACUACGCCAUCACAUUGUCUUAG